Molecule: messenger RNA, 7183 nt
Organism: Xenopus laevis (African clawed frog)
Lineage: Eukaryota; Metazoa; Chordata; Amphibia; Anura; Pipidae
Gene: dsc3.L
Product: desmocollin 3 L homeolog
Exons: 16
Coding region: 514-3210 (898 amino acids)
Biological process (GO): cell-cell adhesion; cell adhesion; homophilic cell-cell adhesion
Cellular component (GO): desmosome; plasma membrane; cell-cell junction
Molecular function (GO): calcium ion binding
Source: RefSeq, a predicted model, not a curated record
UAUUAGCUAUGAACAUGUCACCUCAGCAGAGUGAGCGCACACUAUAAUGACACAGAUUUACAGCUGACAAAUGGCGGGACAACUUUGGACCCUGCCUGUUCCAAUCACAAUAAACCGAGAGCAGAACCAUGAACCGCGCCUGUCCAUGUCUCUCUCUCUCUAGGAGCUGUGAGAAUUCAUAAUAAAGACAUUGAUGUCUGUGAGAGAAGUAUCCGCCUCCGCCCCACCUUCCUGCUGCUACAUGGGAGGGGACAGGUGCAGAGUGAAAUGAGGGAAGCAAGGAAGCCAGGCUUGUGUUACUGGUGUAGCAUCAGGAGCUGUGCCCAUUGCUGGCAGCCAUUCCAACAGGAAAGACAGGCAGAGCAGCCAGGGCUGGGGCAGGGAUACAGUGGAACUAGUUUGGAGUAGGAACCACCAGUUCACACGCUAAGAGACCCGCACCUCCUGCCUUGCUCCCGUGCACUGCCUUUGUCUUGUGAUCAGCUGGGACUCAGCCUGGGGGUCUCACUCAUCAUGGGGCUGACACUGACAUCCACAGGGACUUCCCUUCUCACCUUCUGCCUAUUUCUCACCCUGCCAGUUGCUGUGUUUACAGACACCUGUGAGAAAGUGAAACUGCAUGUACCUUCUGUAAUCUAUUCUGGACAUCUGAUCGGCAAAGUAAAUCUUCGGCAUUGUUUGAAUUCAGAUACAUUUAUCGUUCAGUCAAGUAAUCCUGAUUACUUCAUUUUGGAAAAUGGGUCGAUUUAUGCAGAAAAACGUAUUUCAUUGGCUGGCAAAACGUGGUUUACAAUUCGACUCGUGGACACCGUGACUUCGAAUGAGAAAAAAAUUAGAGUUAAACUGAUCACCAAAGCAAAGACUGCUAAAACAAGAUAUGCAAGAGAGGUACUGAGACGUUCCAAACGGAGAUGGGCCCCUCUACCAUUUUCUAUCAUGGAAGGCUAUAUUGGACCAUUCCCAUGUUUUGUACAACAGAUCCAGUCUGACACACAGGAGAACUAUACUGUCAAAUACUCCAUAUCCGGACCUGGAGUAAAUGAAGAACCAGUUGGCUUGUUCUACGUUGAGCCCCAAACUGGAAAUAUAUUUUAUACCAGACAAAUUGAUCGUGAGAGGUAUCCAGUUUUUAGAUUAACUGGCUUUGCAAAAACUGUGGAUGGCUAUUCCCCAGAAGCUCCUUUAAAUAUAGUAAUCAAAGUUGAAGACAGCAAUGAUAAUCCACCCAUAUUUGUAGAAGAAGCAUUUUGUAUUGAAGUUCCUGAACACACAAAACAAGGUGUAAUAGUAGGAAGAGUCAAGGCCAAUGACAAGGAUGAACCCAAAACCCUGCACAGUAUCCUCAGAUACUCUAUUAUUUCUCAGACUCCUCCAUCGCCUGUGAUGUUUGCUCUUCAUCCAGAAACCGGGAUUAUCACUACAACCUCAAACAGACUUGAUAGAGAGCUCUCAGAUUCUUACGUCCUUCUCAUUGACGUUCGGGAUAUGCCUGGACAGCGUUCAUAUUUGUCUUCGACUGGAACAGUAUCCAUAACCAUUACUGAUGUCAAUGACAAUCCACCAAUUUUUGUACAAAAGUCUUACCAGGUAGAAGUUAAUGAAAAUGAAAGUGGAAUGAUCAUCUUAUGUAUACCCAUAAAUGACAAUGACCUUCCCGACUCUCCCAGCUCGAGGGCAAAGUAUUACAUCACUCAGGGAAAUGAACGAGAAUAUUUCAGUAUAAGUACAAAUCCAGAAACCAACGAGGGAUGUCUCAUGGUUGAAAAGGGACUAAAUUAUGAGGAAACAAAAAGGAUUCAAAUACUGGUCGGAGUCACUAACGAAGUUGAUGUUAUAAACUAUUCAGGAGUAAAAAGUACUGGCAUGAGCACCAUCCCUGUCAUCAUAACUGUUAAAGAUGUAGAUGAAGGACCCGAGUUCAUACCAAAUAUCAGAGAAAUAAGAGUUAAAGAAAACACACCGGUAGGAACGGAAAUAUAUAGAUGUCAAGCAAGAGACCCAGAAACAAAGAACAGCGAUGGCAUACAGUUUACAAAACAGUCCGAUACUCUUAACUGGGUGAAUAUUGAUGCAGCAACCUGUCGGAUAACAAUGGCAAAAGUCCUGGAUUAUGAAUCAGAUAAUCACCAGAAUACUGUGAUUAUCGUUGCGGUAGAUCAGAGUGGCAAGACGGGCACUGGAACACUUAUAAUAAACCUGGAAGAUGUUAACGAUAACUAUCCAAGUAUUAUAAACAGGGAUGGAACUAUUUGCCAAAAUGGCAAGACCUAUAAUCUGCUCGUGGCUGAAGACCGAGAUGGAGCCCCUAAUACUGCACCUUUCAUAUUCAGAAUUGAUUCUACCAAUGACCCCACUCUGCAAAAUCAGUUUCAAAUAGAAAGAGUUAAUGAUACAUCCGUUAAUAUAAGAGCCGAUGGUGUUCCAGAGGGAAAUUACCAAAUUCCAAUAAUCAUUUCAGAUCAACAAGGCUAUGGCCAAACACAGAUAGUUAAUAUUAGAAAAUGCACUUGCGCUGAUAAUAUUAACUGUUCUGGUGGAUCCAGAUUUCCCAACUUUGCCGCUCUUGGUGGAUGGGCUAUUCUAGUGAUAGUUCUGGCUGCAUUACUCUUUGCUCUGUUCUUAUGUGGUUUGUGUGCUUGCCUGUGCGGUGCUGCAGCUACCAAGGGGAAAAAAAGUUUUCCUGAUGAUUUAGCUCAACAGAAUCUAAUUGUAACCAACAGUGAGGCACCAGGAGCAGAUGUGAUGGAUUCAAAUUUCAAAGUUCCUGUUCAUGUGACAAAUGCUCAUGUCAGUGGAAAUGCUCCGUCUAUCUCAGGUGGCAAAGGCCAAGGAGGACAAAGUGGAAGCCAGGUUACAAAACAAACUAUCUAUAGGAAAAGCACAGGGCAGCUCAUCACUCCAGAGGAUAGCCGAGGUGGCCUUAAUUCUAUGGGAGGAGGGCAGCAGUUCCUUGAUGCAAACAGAGUAAACUAUACAGAAUGGCACAGUUUCAUGAACAACCAUCUUGAUGAUAAAUUAUACAUGUGUGGACAGAGUGAGGAGCAACAACGUGGAGACGAUUAUGUUCUGUCCUACAACUUUGAAGGAAAAGGGUCAGCGGGAGGAUCUGUUGGCUGCUGCAGUGAUUUUCGAGAUGAGGACAAAAUGGACUUUUUAAAUCAUUUAGAGCCAAAGUUCAGGACAUUAGCAGAAGUCUGUGCAAAAAAGUAAACGUUUUGCCAAAUAUUGAGGAAACAACUAUACAUCAUUUAAUUCCUGUACAUACAGUAACCUAAAAAGUAUGUGGUUUCUUUAGUUUACCAUCCACGAAAAAAAGAUUCAGCUGAAUUAAAGGGGAAUUCAGCAUUUUAUCAAGUCUGACCAAUCUUAUUUCCCAGAACUGCAUUUUAGAGAUUAAAGGGGAAGUUAACCAAACACAUAGUAAACCCUUUGCUUUCCUUUUCUACUUCUCUUAACAAGAAACUAAAAAAAAAACUGUUAUCUGGUUUAUGGAGGGAAGUGACAAUGAUGUUAGGAAGCAGAAUGCACAGCUAGAUUUUUAUUCACCUUUUUAUUCAGGCUAUUCCUUGUCCACGGCAAGCACAACAUGUACGUUAGUUUUAUCCAGUGCUACCCACAUUCACAGAAUCGGGCAAAACCAAACACUUUUUCAAUGAUGGUAUCAGUUUAAUAUAGAUGAAAAAUAAUUAAUAUUAAAAUACACAUAGGGUUACCUGCUCUAGUAAAAAUGAUAUCAUGUAAAUGAAAGGGAAAGGUAGAGGUGUGCGGUGCCAGAGAUGAGCAUCUCAAAUCAUUUGGGGGUGCCUAAAACGUGUCCCUCCUAGACCCUCUCUUUCCUCUCUUUUUAUAGCAGUUAAAUCUGCUGUACAGGUUUUACUAUAAGCACGUUCCACAUAAUUUGUUUAGAAUACAGUUGUUUUUUGUUAUUUAAGUACUGAUAAAUGGCAAUCAGGUGUCAUUCAUGGCUGUCUACACUUGCAUAGUGACAAACAUCGUUAUAUUAUAUUAGACUGUUGCUGCCAUUAAGAUUUUUAUUUGAAUUUACUGCGCUACAUUUUCUAAAUGUACAUAAAGUAUUUUCGGUUUUUGGUGUUAUUGACCCACUACUGCUCUGCUGACAGUGAUCCGAUCCUGAUAGCAUUUGAAAUCGCAAGCUGCAGAAGCCAAAGAUAAUUGGAAACCACAGAAAUGACCAAUUGCAAAUUGUUCUAGACUAUCAUUAAGUAAACCAUUCAUCACAUUUACUGCAAACUUUACUUUUAGUCCUCUGCAGCUGCUAGUAGCAGCCACCAAAGUGCCUAUUGUACCUUAGCUCCUGUACUAUGGUACAUACUCAGACCUUUACAGCUCACAUCUAACUGUAUAUACUGUUAGUAAAUCACUCUACACUGCUUGCAUGUUUCACAAUGUCCCUGCUAAACUGGCACUGAGCACAUUGUUAGCAGGGGCUGGUUAAAAAGAACGUCCUUUUAUGGUGCGUAUUCUCUUUAUUUCUUGAAACCGGCACGUCUUCUUUGUAAAAGUGUAAAUAACGUUUUGUAACCAUCCUUCCUCGUGUUGGCAUGAUGUGCUGAUUUGCAGUGUUUAAAAUUUGUUCAAUGUAAAAUAUUUGGAAGAAUUUCAGGUAACUCUUUUCUGUACAUGCCCUUUUCUGUUGGUGAGCUUUACAUAGUUGGUUAAGUUAUAGAGUAUUGAUGUACAUUGUCUUAGGUUUUAAAUAUUGCAGUGCUUUACUGAUGUUUCGCAGCUCGCUUGUUCUUCAGUUUAGUUUAUUUACGGAGUCUCAUCUGUCUUUGCAUCUGCUUGUCUUUUGUUUUCUUCCCAAUGUUCUAAAAUGCUUAAAGGUCUAACUUCUUAAUGUUUAUUCUUGUGUCAAUACUGCUCGUGCUUUGUCAGAGCCAUUCAAAGGAAAGGCUUCAUGCACUUUGGGAUGGCAUAUGUUAGGCACCCAAACUGAUUGUAUUGACUUACCUGAAACCCUGGGCCGGUGCUCCUAUAAGCUCCAGCUUGUGGUUAUUCCAGCAAGCACCACGGAUCGAUCAUCUUCCGUCUUGCUCUUUCUUCGGGGCUGGGCAUGUGCAGUAGAACGAAGAGCCGAACUUUAACUAAAAAGUCGCCUAUUUUGUUCAACUGCACAUGCAUCUGCCCCUGGAAAUUUGAAGAAAGAAGAAGACGGAAGAAGGUCGAUCCGUGGUGCUGACUGGUAUAACCCCAGGCUGGUGCAGUUUUCUGCUAAUAGGAGCAUUAGCCCGGGAUUUCAGGUAAGUCAAUACGAUCACUUGGGGGUGCCUAACAUUUGGUGCCUAACAGUCCCCAUUUGCAGACCGGGAAGACAAAAUGUGGCAUGGGUAAGGUUUGUUAUAGUCUGGAGGUUAGUCUGAUUUAACUGGACAUUAUGGAGGAGGACCAGUGUAGCCCAAGCUGUCUCAACACGACCUGCAGCUGCUAUAAGCUAUACUGUGCACUUUCAGAUUGAAACCCACACCCCACAUAGUGUUGACAGGGAGUCUAGAAAUAAAAUAUUUACUAAAGCUUAAAAUAUUUGUGUAGUUAACUCUGAUCCCUUUCCAGUAAUGCUCAAAUAAACAUACCCCGGUGACUGAUCAGUUACAGGAUUGCUUUGUGAUCAUGAAUUUUUAGGAUACCCCCCUCCAAGAAUAGUUCUACAACUCCAUGCCAUUGUUUUUUCUGUAAACGCUUUUGGGUGGUGGGUGAGCUUGUAUUUUGUUCUUAUUAAAACUGAAUUUGUGACAUCUCCAGCCAUGUUUUAUAAAAUGCUGGAUUUGUAUUUAACCAUGUUUAAUUAGACAUUUAAUUAUUAUUCUACAAUUAAAACAGCAUCAAAACCACAUUCUUUUCUAGGCUUUCUAAAUUAAAAAAGCUAUUGCCAUCUAAGUUCAGUGAUGACGGCAAAUUCGAACAACAUUAGCAAGUGGAAAUAGUUGUAUUACCUGCAUUAAUUCUCCAUCUGCAAAAAUACUAAGCCAACAUAUGCAACAUUUUAACAGUAUUUUAAAUAAAAAAAAAACUUUUUUCUAGAAACAAUAUUUAUAUUUGCCAUAGUCUCCUAACAAGUGAACCAAAAACUUUCCCCACCUCCUUCCUAUUAACAUAUACAAACGUAGCUUCUACAGCUUAAAGACACAAGUGCAAAUUGGGUCAGAUUUAGAAGUGAUCCAAUUUCCUUUAGAUCUGCAAUUACCCUAUAUGCUAUAAAUAUAGAUCUUAUUGUGGUUCUUUAGCAGCCUAUACCAAUUCCCUGCCCUCUGAUCUUGCCACACUGCAAGCACAAUGGAAACCUAAAAUCUAUGGCGCCAGCAUUCAGGUGCUUGAGAGCCAGUGCCAUAGAUUGCAUGAAAUACAGCAGGCAAGCACCUCAAUAUUAACAUUUUCUACCUUGUUGUAAUUUGCUGUCUCUUUCUAUUAGCUCCUUUGCAAAUCAGGUGCGUAAUUACAAGAAGCUGUUUCACUCAAAAUCCGGUGUUUUUGGAGGAGGGGAGAAAAUUCAUCUGCUAGAAUUUAGGUGCUGGGAAUCACACUUCAACAUCAACAAAUGUUGAAAGGUCUCAUUAACUGUUUAAACAUGAAAGAAUUUCCUCCUGAAAAGUCGGUUUAUAAAGACCUAUUUAUUGCAAAAUGCUUUAAUUAUCUCAAUUACUUUUUUUUUAUGUCAUAUCUUUUUGUAGAGCAUUUUAAAGGGCAAAUUGUCGGGCCAGUUUUAACCAUAGCGUGCAAUAUUUGCCUUUGUUGUAAAAACGUCCACAUUUUGUAUUGAAAACAUUGGCAAACCUAUUCAGGUGAUGAUCACAAUGUCGCAUGUAAAGGAUCAGUGACCAGACACAUGAAUGCCCCCGUUUUUAAUCCAUUUAUUAAGACAAGUUCUUAAAAAAAACAUAUCUGGGCUUCCAUUAUCCAAUGUGAUCACUUUCUUUAAAACCAAAUCAAUCUAAAACUUUGGCCCAAGCAGCAGGUCAUUCUUACCCAUCAUAAGUCUUGUGUGCAUUUACACUUAUAGAAGCUGUUCUGAAUAUAUCGUUAACUGUAGGUGUCUUUAUUUUUAUUUUAAAGGUUGCCAAAGACAAACAUGAUAGAGAGAAAAUUGAUAAUGAAAGAAUAAAUGAAUGUUUCUAUGUAGAAUUGCACUGCAGUAUUUUUAAAUAAUAAAGACUCAAGGGUUGUGUAA